Salvia miltiorrhiza (redroot sage) is the source of this 1704-nucleotide messenger RNA. Its product is annotated as protein ECERIFERUM 2-like. Gene Ontology annotation, molecular function: acyltransferase activity, transferring groups other than amino-acyl groups. Lineage: Eukaryota; Viridiplantae; Streptophyta; Magnoliopsida; Lamiales; Lamiaceae. The coding region runs from base 306 to 1568 and encodes 420 amino acids. The record is from RefSeq and is a predicted model, not a curated record. The transcript is spliced from 2 exons.
AUAAAAUUCAUGUAUUCUUAAAUGAGAAUACAUUUCGAGAGGAUGGAUGAAGAAUAAUGUCUAGUGUCUCAUCAUGUUUAUUACCAAUUUCACUACUUAAUAAAGUUUUGUUAUAAAAAGUAAAAGUAAUACUCCAAGUCUGAAGUCUCCAUCUGUGCUAUGCAUUUUUUUUUGCCAUUUCGGAACAAUACAUCACAAAUAAAAGUAUGCACAUCCCAUUAAGCCGUGUGAAUCCGCAAAUCACAUAUAUAAAUACGACUUAUUAUAUAGCAUCAAAUUAAGUAGGGGAUUGUUGAAUAUUUGCGAUGGUGUGGGCGGAGUUAGAUGACAUAAAGCUGUCGACGGUGGUGCCGGCGAGCAUCACCGGCGAGGACAAGAACCACCAGUUGAGCGAUCUCGACUUGGCCUUCAAGUUACAUUACAUAACAAGCGUCCACUUCUUCGGCGCAGAUGCGGCGGCGGAGCUCACCAUCCACGACUUGAAGAAGCCUAUGUUUCCCUGCCUGCAGCUCUACUACCCUAUCUGCGGCCGACUUAGGCGCCACGACGCCCCCGCCCCCGCCCGCCCCUACGUUAAGUGCAACGACAGCGGCGUUCGGGUUGUGGAGGCCACCUGCGCCAAAACGGUGGCGGAGUGGCUCGCGGCUGUCCACGGCGGAGAUCACCAUCGCCUGCUGGUUUAUGAUCAGCCCAUCCUCGCUCAUGAUUUCGGCUUUACGCCGCUUGUGUUUCUGCAGUUAACGAAGUUCCAAUGUGGAGGACUGUGUGUGGGGUUAAGAUGGGCUCACAUUCUUGGAGAUGCAUUCUCAGCUUCAGAAUUCCUCAACAUGUGGGGGAAGUUUAUGGCCAAUGAGACCACGCCACGUCAGCUUCUCACAGCCCCCGCCAACCCCCCACACCCGAGCCCGCCCUCGUCUCUCUCGGCCGUGAAGCUACUGGACCCCAUCGGAGACGAUUGGUUAGCUCCCAACAGCUCCAAAAUGCAGACUCACAGUUUCCACAUCACACAGACACAGCUGAGCGACUUGCUGGCCAAGUAUAAGGCGGAGCCCUUCCAAAUCAUCUCAGCCAUUCUAUGGAAAUCCAUGGCUAAAAUAAGGGGGACUAAUAUCAUAACCGUGUGUAGAAACACAAAAAAUCAUGAUAAAAAUGAUCAUGAGAUGCCAAGCAACGCACGCCAUUUGAUUGGCGUGGUCGAAGCUGAAACAAGUAGCGUAAUCGCAGAGGCUGAUAUACUCGAAAUCUCUAAGCUGAUUGCUGACAAGUUCUUCGAUCAAACCGGCAUGAUCCAAAAACAAAUGGAGGAGGGAAAGGGGCUUCUCGAUUUUGUGGUGUAUGGAGCAAAUCUAACCUUCUUAGACUUGGAAGGAGUUGAUCUGUAUGGACUCCAGCUUAAGGGGAGACGGCCGCUUCUAGGCAGCAUAAGCAUCCGAGGGGUGGGAGACGAAGGGGCGGUGGUGGUGGCCGCGGAUGCAAGUGGAGGUGGACGGCUUGUGAAUGUGAUUCUGCCGGAAGAUCACAUCCAUCACUUGAAGAAUGACCUGAGGCUGGAUUGGGACAUUGUCUAAAACUUUUACAUAGAAAGGCAUGUCUAUUAUAUUGUGUGCGAUUCCUCCAUGUUUGUGUUAGUCUAUGUUUGCAAAAUAAUGUUUUUCAUCUUACAACUUUGAAUACAAAGUUCUACAAAUAAUUUUCAUAGUACAA